Pterocles gutturalis (yellow-throated sandgrouse) is the source of this 1564-nucleotide messenger RNA. RefSeq names its product chromosome unknown open reading frame, human C7orf25. The coding region runs from base 12 to 1280 and encodes 422 amino acids. The record is from RefSeq and is a predicted model, not a curated record. NCBI's taxonomy places the organism in Eukaryota, Metazoa, Chordata, Aves, Pterocliformes, Pteroclidae. The transcript has a single exon.
AUGUUUCCAACAUGUCUGUGCAGUCGCUGCUUUGUGAAAGAAUUGCUGUUGCCAAAGAAUUGAUCAAGAGAGCGGAAGCCCUUUCCAAGUCCCAGAAAAGGCGAAUAGAAGGUGGUGCAAAACUAUGUAGCAAACUGAAGGCUGAACUAAACUUCUUACACAAGGUGGAGGCAGGGAAGGUGGCCAUUAAAGAAUCCCAUUUGCAGAGUACAAACCUCACCCAUCUCCAAGCCAUUAUUCAGUCAGCAGAGAACCUGGAGGACAUUGUCAGUGUCCUCCAUGUCUUUGCUUACGAGGACAGGUUUGGAGACAAACAGACGCUGGUGGUAGAUGUUGUCGCAAAUGGAGGUCACACGUGGGUGAAGGCCAUUGGUCGGAAGGCUGAGGCCCUACAUAACAUCUGGCUAGGGAGAGGCCAAUACGGUGACAAAAGUGUUAUCGAGCAGGCAGAGGACUUCCUGCAAGCAAGCUGUCAGCAGCCAGUGGAGUACAGCAAUCCCCACAUAAUCUUUGCAUUCUACAAUGGCGUGUCCUGUCCUAUGGCAGAGAGGCUCAAGGAGAUGGGAAUAUCUGUGAGAGGAGACAUUGUGGCUGUGAACUCACUGGUGGAGCCAUCUACAGAAAACCAGUACCUUAGUGCUAGUGAAUCAGAUGAAGAAGGCCCUGAACUCCCGCAGGUGACCAGAGUAGACCGGGAGAAUUUAGUGGCCAGCAUUGCUUUUCCUACCCAGAUCAAAGUAAAUGUGUGCAAUAGAGUCAACUUGGACAUCACAACCUUAAUAACCUACGUCUCUGCUCUGAGCUAUGGUGGCUGCUACUUCAUCUUCAAAGAAAAAGUGCUAACAGAGCAAGCGGCUCAAGAAAGGAGGGAGAGAGUCCUGCCUCAGCUGGAAGAGUUCAUGGAGGGGAAAGAGCUCUUUGCCUGUGAGUCUGCUGUCAGAGAUUUUCAGUCCAUCUUGGAAACACUGGGAGGACCUGGGGAGAAAGAGCGAGCUGCGUUGCUUGUGAAAAGAAUUAAUGUGGUGCCAGAUCAGCCGUCUGACCGUGCCUUAGGACUAGUGGCUAGUUCAAAAAUCAAUAGCCGUUCUCUUACCAUUUUUGGAACAGGAGACACUUUAAAAGCCAUCACCAUGACUGCAAAUAGUGGUUUUGUGAGGGCAGCGGCUAACCAAGGUGUCAAGUUCAGUGUUUUUGUCCAUCAGCCACGAGCGCUGACAGAAAGCAAAGAAUCUGUUGCCACACCUUUACCAAAGAGCUGCCCACCUGAUCAUGGACUAUAAGUCGUUAAAAGAGUUACUCAUUGAAACGUUGCAGGUGCAGCAGUGGAAGCAUUUGGAGAAGCAGAAGAAUCAUGACAAUACAUUUUUGGAUGUGUAUCAGUGAAAACAGUAACUGUAGCAGUGGAAGGCUUCCUCAAGGGAUUUGCAGUAUCUAUACUCAGUCCUUAGGGGUUUUUUGUUCAGCUGACCGUUAAUUUAUUCACUAAGGUAGUGAGAUUUCAGUGAAAAUUGUUAAUUGGCUUACAGUAUAUUAAUUGUAUCCAUCCAUAUUAAAAAGUUCAUUU